Letharia columbiana is the source of this 1593-nucleotide messenger RNA. RefSeq lists its product as uncharacterized. The transcript is spliced from 2 exons. The record is from RefSeq and is a predicted model, not a curated record. Bases 1 to 1593 code for a protein of 530 amino acids. Lineage: Eukaryota; Fungi; Ascomycota; Lecanoromycetes; Lecanorales; Parmeliaceae.
AUGUCUUCCAUUUUCCUUCUCCAUGUCUCAUACCUACCACUACUCCAAGCUCUCUUCAUUACCGCAACCACGGCUUCACCAACUGACAUCUGGCACGUUAGCAUUUGGGAGGCGCCGGCACCUCCACCAGGGAAAGGCCCACCACUCGACGACCACUCCCUCCGAGAUCUCUCUUACCUACCAGCACAGAUUGCCUCCAUAAUCGGCGCAUACGUCCUCUCUGUCCUAAUCAUCGGCUCUGCCAUCCUAUUUGUUGGUCGGCGUCUUCGUCGUGCAACUCAAGCUUCACCAAGAACGCUCUCAAUGGAAAUGAUGAAGCCUGUGAAGCAUGACGUCUCCAAAGCCUUCGACCCCUCUCCAGUAUCUCCUUCGAAUAACAAUCUCUAUGGGCCAAGCCCAAACAGCACGAUUGAUAUGAAGAACAAUUGGCCAAGCCCGCAGAACAAAAGCGCUAGAAACAGUGAUGCUUGGGGCUCUAUAGCCAAAGGUCACAGGAAGCAACCGUCUGUAGUGAGCAGCGUUGUGACUUUUGAUGAGAGUGUGAUUGAAGACGACAAGGAAAGGAAUCAGAAGGAGAUGGAGCGACUGUAUGCUGCGGUGAUGGAGCAUGAUGAGAAGAAGUCCACAUCUGUCUCUCAUCUGCCAGACGAACAGCGACCUCAAAGCCCACCAGAGCUGCAACAUCUUCGCUCUACGCAGCAGCCAUUGGAACCUCCACCUCGCUCAGACACUGUGUCCCCUGCUCGAAUCGCAACAAAGUCACCUCGCGCCUCUUCUAGACCUAAGCCCCUCUCAUUCCACAGCCGCAACUCCUCACGUUCAUCACUUGGCAGCUUCAGCAAGAAACGCGGCAUUCGCAACCUUCCCAUCUCUCCUCCAAUGGGCUCUCCGGACCUUGCUCCAGGGUACAACGCCGGAUACGGCGAAGCAGAACCACUUACUCCUAGGGUCUAUGAUGACCCAGGUCCUCCACCACUCACACCACCUCAACGAAAAGCAUCUCAACCGCGGGACAAUGUGAUGGAUGCUUCGCGGCUCAGUCCGAGGAACGUGCAGUUUCAGGAACAUUCCAUACCGUCUAUUCGAACACCACGAACCUCUGUUCCCGCAUUUCCAGUGAUCGAAACAAUACCGGAGACAUAUAAUCGACCAGAAAUGCAGAGCAGGAACAGCAAUAGGUCCAAGACAAAGCGUACGCCUGCUCCUCUCGCACUUCGCACUCAAGCUCUUGUUGGCUCUGGGCCCGGCUCGAGCUCCAGCGCCCAGCACCAUCCUCUCCGCAGUGCUCCUCUCCCUUUGCGGAACCAGCACCCAACCAACUAUAACUCCGACCGUCCUCCAUCCAUGAUCAAAGCCACAGUGCUCGAGCGCAAAGCGCCAAAUGUUCAGAGUCUUCGUACGCCAAUGACUGGAGUGCCGAUGACACCGUACAGUCCGUAUAUGCCACGUACCCCGCUCACACCCAUGACGCCGAGUAGGCUUGUCACGAGGGCGGAGCGGAAAAGGAGGGAGAAGGAGGAGGGAAGGAGAGUGGCGACGAUUGAUGACGCUGUGGAGGAGGAAGCUGAUAUGUGGGGAGAUGCCUAUCCAUGA